This is a messenger RNA of Coregonus sp. 'balchen', 1130 nucleotides long. Lineage: Eukaryota; Metazoa; Chordata; Actinopteri; Salmoniformes; Salmonidae. The record is from the annotation of a GenBank genome assembly.
GCAAAGAGCAAACUUGCUGUUACUGGGCAACACGAAAACAACAGCUAAAAAUGGACACUGUCUUGGAUCCAUUUACUGCACUGGACUCCUUCUCCUCCCCUUAUUUUGAUGACGAUGAUUUCUUUACUGACCAGUCCUCCAGGGACCACUUGGACACCGACGAGUUUCUGGAUGAUGAUGUCGACUUUCUCACCAGCCAUUUCCAAGAUUACUACAAGGAUAGCAGGAUAGCGCAUGAUGGGGACUAUUGUGAUAUUGGUAACUUGUCCUUCUCUUCCUCCUCAUCUACCUUCUCGUAUGAGUGCACUGACAGCACCUCAGAACUGUCGCCUCAGAUGGGAGGAGAUGGCCCGAUGCUAAAAAGGCGGAGGCGGAUGAGAUCCGAUAAGGAGAUGCAACAAUUGCGGCAGGUUGCCAACAUCCGCGAGCGGCGGAGGAUGCAGUCCAUUAACGUUGCUUUCGAGGGACUCCGGUCUCACAUCCCCACUCUACCGUACGAGAAGAGGCUAUCCAAAGUAGAUACUCUGCGCCUGGCCAUUGGCUACAUCAACUUCCUCGCUGAGCUCGUGCAGUCGGACAUGUCCAUCCGAAACUCCAACAGCGACGCACUGACUCAACCCAAAAAAGUUAUAAUUUGCCACAGAGGAACAAGUAAGAAGCCUACAUUUCAUAUGGUUAGAUAAUGACUAUGAUAAUGACUUAACUUUGAACUGUAUUGUUACUCAUUUGUUAAAGACUAAUAAUUUGUCCCCUUAUCAGGAUCUCCAUCUCCAAGUGACCCUGACUACGGGCUGCCUCCCCUCGCGGGACACUCUCUGUCCUGGAAAGACGAGAAAGAGCUGAAAGACCAGAACGUAAUCAGAACCGCUAAAGUCUGGACACCUGAGGACCCACGGAAACUGCACAUGAAAUCCUCCCUGUCCAAUAUUGAAAACGAGCCUCCUUUCAGCUUAAUCUCAGCCCAAUAAAUAUUAUGUUAUGUUUAUGUCUAAAAGUAUGUAUUGUUAUACACACAUUGUAAAUCCAUGUUAAUAUAUAACGUUCUCUUAACGUUGAUUCUUAUGUAACGUUGAUUAUUUACGUGUAAAUAUUAUAUUUAUAUGUCAAUGUUCUCUAUUCACAAUUCAGGC